Molecule: messenger RNA, 1145 nt
Organism: Oryzias latipes (Japanese medaka)
Lineage: Eukaryota; Metazoa; Chordata; Actinopteri; Beloniformes; Adrianichthyidae
Product: olfactory receptor 10G6-like
Biological process (GO): detection of chemical stimulus involved in sensory perception of smell; G protein-coupled receptor signaling pathway
Cellular component (GO): membrane
Molecular function (GO): olfactory receptor activity; odorant binding
Source: RefSeq, a predicted model, not a curated record
AAACAACUGGAUGAGACUAUUUGCUUCAGCCUCAUUGACGUCCUGCUGUAUGUCCUGGAGGUACUGUGUUUUUCUAUGCAUGGAAGGAGCUGCUCCGUUUGCUCUUUCAGGUGACCUGCUGCUGCAUGUUUAUGUGUCUGCCUGUCCUCCACAGAGCUCUGCUACCCUGGAUGAACAACCAAACCAUGCUGGUUCCUCUCCAACAGCCCAUUGUCUUUGAAAUCGAGGGCUUUGAUAUUCUUCCAGGCUCCGGGCCUUUCUUCUUCCUCCUGGCUCUGCUGGUCUACAUGCUGGUGCUGCUGGGUAACGGGGUGGUGGCGUGUGUCAUCAUCCUGGACAAGAAGCUGCACAGACCCAUGUUUGUGAUGAUCUGUCACCUGGUGGUGUGUGAUCUGAUGGGAGCCACGGCGGUGCUGCCUCACCUCAUGAUGGAUUUUCUGAUGGGUCAGAAGAAGAUCAUUUACCCAGCAGCCAUCAGCCAGGCCUUCUGCAUCCACUUCUACGGCGUGGCCGUGCAGACCAUCCUGGGUGCGAUGGCUUAUGAUAGGUAUGUCGCUGUGUGCGAGCCGCUCAGAUAUCAGACCAUCAUGACGUCGACACGGAUGCAUCUCUGUUGUGCUCUGGCCUGGUUGGUCGCCUUCGUGCUCAUUGCCAUCCUCUUCUCCUUUCACCUAAACGUGCCGCUGUGCGGCAAAACCAUUCAGCAUGUGUACUGCAGCAACCGCGGCAUUCUGAACCUGGCCUGCAUCCCCACCCCCGACAACAAUGUCUACGGACUUUCCAUGACCUGGUCUUUGAGCACGGCAGUCUUCGUCAUCAUCGCUUUUUCCUACAUCAAAAUCCUGACUGUUACUUUGAAACAAGGCAGAACAGACAGCAGUGUGCGAAGCAAGGCCUUUCAAACCUGCUCGUCCCACCUCAUGGUAUACAUCCUCUAUCAGAUAGCUCUACUUAUUGUUAUUGUGAGCCUCAGGUUCCCCACCGCCAAAAACAUGUGGAAGUUCUGUAGCAUCAUGAUCACCAUCUUUCCUCCAGCUGUCAACCCCAUCAUCUAUGGCUUGGUCAGCAAAGAGCUGCGCACCAGCAUCAUCCAGAACUUCUUUGGAUGGGUCAAGAAAAAACAGCUUGGUUUUAGAACAUCAUGA